AUCUUCUCCUUUGGACCGUAGUUGCACGGAAGCGUCUGAUUUUCGUUAUGGCUUAUCCAGGCUACCCUCCACCCGGUGGUCCUGGAUACCCACCAGCUGGAGGCGCUGGUUAUCCACCAGCAGGAGGAGCAGGCUAUCCACCUGCUGGAUAUCCACCUCUCGGAAAUGAAGGUUACCCUCCCGCAGCGGGAGGCUAUCCACCUGCGACAGGAUAUCCCCCGGCUGGGGUACCUGGGUACCCACCACCCCCCGGUGGGAAUAUUGGAUUUGGAGGAGGCUACCCGCCAGCCGGUCCACCAGGAGGAUAUCCACCACCAGGUGGUCCUCCUGGAGGUGCCCCUUUCGGGGGUCCUCCUCCUGGUGGAGCACCGUACGGUUACCCACCAGGUGGUGCUCCUUAUGGUGUACCUCCUCCGGCUCAACCACCAGCACAACCUUAUGGUCAAAGCUACGGUCAGCCUCCGCCACAAGCAUAUGGUCAACCACCAGCACAGAGUUAUGGUCAGCCACCGGCGCAGAGUUAUGGUCAGCCGCCAGUGCAGAGUUAUGGGCAGCCGCCAUCCCAUAGCUAUGGUCAACAGCCUCCUCAGCAACAUCCUGGUUAUCAGCAGGCACCAUCGCAAGGUUAUCAGCAGGCACCAUCGCAAGGUUAUCAGCAGCCUCCAUCGCAAGGUUAUCAGCAGCCUCCGUAUCAAGGUCAGACUGCUGCUGUGUCACAGACUUCUGCUCCUGCAAGCAAGGCUCCUCCUACUGCACAGAUGGCUGCCAUGAGUGUCACUCCGAAGGUAACGUUUCAAGGAACAAUCAAACCUGUUGCAAACUUUAAUCCUGAAGGUGACGCCGAGGUUUUGAGGAAAGCAAUGAAGGGCUUUGGCACUGAUGAAGCUGCUCUCAUUGGACUGUUGACUCAACGUUCGAAUGAGCAAAGGCAACAGAUCAGGGGAAAGUUUAAAUUGAUGUAUGGAAAGGAUUUGAUUCGUGAACUAAAAUCAGAAUUGAGUGGAAACUUGGAGGACAUGAUCUUGGCUCUUCUGUGGCCGAAGGCUGAAUAUGAUGCGUUUUCUCUUCGUACAGCAAUGAAGGGUGCUGGAACUGAUGAGGAAGUAUUGAUUGAAAUUUUGGCUUCUCGUUCUAAUGCUGAAAUCCACCAAAUCAAAGCUGCAUAUACUCAGCUUUACAAACGUAAUUUGGAGAAGGACUGCGUUAGUGAGACCAGCGGUCAUUUCAAGCGUCUGUUGGUCUCGCUGUGUCAAGGUGCUCGUGAAGAAAAUGAGACGCCUGAUAUGGCAAAGGCACAGAAGGAAGCGAGAGAUCUGUACCAGGCUGGUGAGCAAAAAUGGGGAACGGAUGAAUCUCGUUUCAACGUUAUCUUGGCUACACGCAGCUAUGCCCAGCUGCAGGCAACAUUUGAUGAGUAUGUGAAGAUUUCUCAACGUGACAUCUUGAACAGUUUGGACAGAGAGAUGUCUGGUGAUUUGAGAGAUGGAAUGAAAGCUGUGGUGAAGUGCAGCCGUAGCAGACCCCAAUACUUUGCCGAACGAAUCUACAAGAGCAUGAAGGGAGUGGGCACAGAUGACGCCACUCUGAUAAGAUGCAUUGUAUCUCGAGCUGAGGUCGAUUUAGUUCAGAUAAAGCAAGAGUUUCUGCGCGCCUACCACAAGACGCUGUACCAGUGGAUCAAGACCGACACGAGCGGAGACUAUCGUCGCGCUCUGCAGGCCGUCGUCGGGCAGAACUGAACGUUUCCGUUUUACUGAUCUGGAGUGAUGCGCUAGGUAGUGGAAUGUUUGCAAUGUCUGUCCGGUGGGCGCAUACUAGUUCAACGUUUCUGUUAUGGAUUUUUAUGUAUUUGUGUGGCAGUGAGAAAAACAUGGUCAGGAAAGCG
Molecule: messenger RNA, 1885 nt
Organism: Corticium candelabrum
Lineage: Eukaryota; Metazoa; Porifera; Homoscleromorpha; Homosclerophorida; Plakinidae
Product: annexin-B12-like
Exons: 14
Coding region: 48-1739 (563 amino acids)
Cellular component (GO): cytoplasm
Molecular function (GO): calcium-dependent phospholipid binding; calcium ion binding
Source: RefSeq, a predicted model, not a curated record